This is a messenger RNA of Plasmodium relictum, 2031 nucleotides long. RefSeq names its product fam-j protein. The transcript is spliced from 4 exons. Bases 1 to 2031 code for a protein of 676 amino acids. Lineage: Eukaryota; Apicomplexa; Aconoidasida; Haemosporida; Plasmodiidae. The record is from RefSeq and is a predicted model, not a curated record.
AUGGGCACAAAACAUGUAGAGUAUGAAGAUUCUGUUGAAAUACAAAAAAUUUUAAAUGAAUUACUAAGUACAUUACCAGAUUCACAAGCACAACCUGUCAAUUUGCCUCUUGAGCCUAACUAUUCAACUGUUUAUACUGGAACAGAGUCCUCUGGAAUAAAUUUAAUGGGCACAAAAAAUGUAGAGUAUGAAGAUUCUGUUGAAAUACGAAAAAUUUUAAAUGAAUUACUAAGUACAUUACCAGAUUCACAAGCACAACCUGUCGAUUUAUCUCUUGAACCUAACUAUUCAACUGCUUAUACUGGAACAGAGUCCUCUGGAAUAAAUUUAAUGGGAAGAAAAAAUGUAGAGCAUGAGGAUUCUGUUGAAAUACGAAAAAUUUUAAAUGAAUUACUAAGUACAUUACCAGAUUCACAAGCACAACCUGUCGAUUUAUCUCUUGAACCUUCUAGUAUGGAUAUUAGUAGUGAUAAUACACAGUCAUGCAAAAAAAAAGGAAAGAGAAAUUACGAAGAUACUGAUGGUUUAGGUAAUCAGGAUAGUGGAAAUUAUGUAUACAUUAGUCCAAAAAAAAAAUAUAAUUAUAAUGAAAAUGGUAAAAAUCUUGUUUAUUCUCUUUUAAAUGUUUUCGAUAUUGAAAUUAAGUUCAUAUCACAAAAUGUAGUUCCAAAUUUACAAAAAUUAAGAUAUAUAUUAAACGAUGACAAAAGAAAUACACAUGAUGAUUUAGAAAAAAAAUUUAACACAAGUAUUUUGUCAUUAAGACACAUUAUAAGUGAGGAAAUACAAAAAAUUAAUCAUUCUGAUCUAACAGCAAUAAAAGAUUAUUAUGAUAAAAAUAUAGAAGGAAACCAAUCUGUAAAAAACAUUAAUAAUUUUAUUUUUUCAUUUAGACAUACAAUGAAUGAUAGAUUUAAUAAAAAAGAGGAAAUGUAUGAAAAAGUAGAUCACUUUUUAAAAAUUCUUCAUGAUUCAAUCUAUGAACAUAAAUUUCUGAGGAACUUAUAUUGCAUUAAAUCAAUUAUUAUAAACAAUUCCAUACAUAGUAAAUUAUUUUCUGCUCCAUUUAUUCAUUCAGUUAAAACCUUCAAAAAUAUUUUUGAAUUAUUUAAAUUAAUGGAUGAAUUAAUAAAAAUUGUAGAAAAAUCAAUUAAAAAUGGAUUUUUAUUAAAAAAACAUAAUUAUUUUGUUGCGGUUCAAAAAAUGAUAUGUGAUAUUUGUGCACCGAUAACUACAAAUAUUAGAAAUGAUUUGACUAGGCUUGAUGAUAUUUUGAAAAUAUUAAAUUUAUCAUAUGAAAACUACAGUAUAAUAAUACAAACUAUUUUUCAUUUUUUUAAAGAAGAAAACGUAAAAAAUAAAAAAAAAUUAAGACAUGACAUAAAUAAACUUUAUAGAAAAAAUUCUUUUAGAGCUAUUUGUGAUUUUUUAUCAGGGGAAGAAAAGUGCAUUUUAUGGUGCUAUAAUAAAGCAUCUGAAAUUUUUAAUUUAAAUUUAAAUGAAAAAAAUAAGGAAGAAAUGUCUUUCAAUGACUUAGUAAAUAAUGAAAAUGCUAUAAAUAAUUUGUCUUCUCUCCAUGAAAUCCUUAUGAGAUUAAUUGGAGCUUUAUUUAUUAAGAAACAGUUAAUGAUUAUUUCGGAAAUACGUAAAUCAUUAUUAAAUAUGAAUUCAUCGAAAAAAAGGAAACAUAUUUCACAUAAAACAAUGCAAAUUAAAACAAGAGAACAUCAAUCAAAUUUACUUUCUCAAAUAGAAAGUGAAAGAUGUAGAAUGGAAAAAGUUAAGUUCAGUAUAAGAAAUUUGUAUUUAUUUGUUAAUGUAAAAAAAGAUAUAGAAAUUAUUAAAGUAUCAAAUGAUUUAGAAAAUGAAAUGAAAGAAAUUGUAUCAAUUUUACGUUUCCUUCAUCUUAUAACAUGCAAAGAUGAUAGAACUAAAUUAAAUUUUAAAAAAAAGGAUAAUACGGAAAAUGUUUUGCUUGCACUAUAUUAUGCCUACAAAAGGCUUAUAGAGUUUACUGAAAAUGAAACAUAA